Messenger RNA from Dunckerocampus dactyliophorus (ringed pipefish), 1661 nucleotides. RefSeq names its product patatin-like phospholipase domain containing 4 (gene pnpla4). Gene Ontology annotation, biological process: triglyceride catabolic process; lipid homeostasis. The record is from RefSeq and is a predicted model, not a curated record. The transcript has 6 exons. Gene Ontology annotation, molecular function: retinyl-palmitate esterase activity; triacylglycerol lipase activity. Lineage: Eukaryota; Metazoa; Chordata; Actinopteri; Syngnathiformes; Syngnathidae. The coding region runs from base 160 to 924 and encodes 254 amino acids. Gene Ontology annotation, cellular component: membrane; lipid droplet; cytoplasm.
UAAAGUCGCGUGAACACACAGCUGUGCGCGCGCGCGAAAGUAGCAACUUUUGUUACGCUUUAAAAAAAAUACAGACGUUGCUAGCUGCUAGUUUGCAAUGUUAUAAUGUUAAUAAAUAUGACAUUUGUGUAAUGACGAGUGAGUCAAGAGUCCUUUAGGAUGACAGUGGUGAAUUUGUCCUUCGCUGCAUGUGGUUUUCUGGGCAUCUACCACUUGGGAGCUGUGGGGGCCUUCCUCCGUCAUGGGGACAAGCUGCUGGCGUGCCUCAGGUCCUGUGCGGGGACCUCAGCUGGAGCUCUGGUUGCUGCAGUGAUGCUCACAGCUCCUGACAAAGUCAAGCACUGCAAAGAAUUUACGUAUGAAUUUGCGAGUGAUGUGAGACAACAGAGGUUUGGGGCGCUCACUCCGGGAUACAACAUCUCGCUGAAGCUGCAGGAAGGGAUUGAGGAGAUGCUUCCGGCUGAUGCGCACAUCUUGGCAUCUGAUCGUCUCCAUGUCUCAUUGACGCAUUUCAGAAGCGGGAAGAAUCACAUCGUGUCCCGGUUUAACUCCAGAGAGGACCUCAUCAAGGCUCUCCUGGCGAGCAGCUUUGUGCCAAUCUAUGCUGGAUUCCAACCCGUGGAGUUCCGAGGACAGAACUGGAUUGAUGGAGGCUUUACUGACAGCCUUCCAAUCCUGCCUGUGGGCCAAACCAUCACUGUGUCCCCGUUUGCCGGUCAGCAAGACGUGUGUCCUUUACAUCAGGGCAAUGAGUUCAAAACCCAACUUAGGCUGGCCAACAUGAACAUAGCGUUCUCCAUGGAAAAUAUCAAGCGUCUGAACCAGGCUUUGUUCCCGCCAUCCACCUGUGGCAUGCAGUCUCUGUGUCAGGAAGGGUUUGAUGAUGCCAUGAGGUUCCUUAAGAGGGAGGGCUGGAUGAGCUAGAGCAGUGGUCCUGAACCUUUUUUGACCCACGGACUGGCUUGUGUUCCCACAAAUCUCCCACGGACCGGGGGCUUGUUUGUACAUUAUAGCAAUGUAAUUUAUCUUAUUUCUUAUGUAUUGUGUAAAACUAAGACGUGAAUAACAUCAAAUUAAAAUCACAAAAUGAAUGCCAAGCCACCAUCCACCAGUUCAAGCCUGGAGUUUUUCCAGAGAGAUGAUUACAUCGCUGUUUGACGUGUGUGGUAAAAGGCAGUCUGCUAGCAUGAAUUAACUUAAGACAAAUGUACACAUUAGCACUCAAUAAGUCAUCAAAACUUACCUUUAUGCAUUCCCACACAGAAUCAGCAUUUGAGACCAAAUAUGAGGUGAAAGAAAAAUGGUAAAAAUACAGUAGUAGUCUAUCUGUGCGGCGAGAGAAAGUUAGCACACGCACAAUGGACAUGCGUCAAGUGAGACGGAUGUAACAGAGAGAAUGCUGACACUUUUCAAAAUAAAACAUCAAAAAAAUAAUGGAAAUUAUUUUUUCUUUCUGUGCGGCCCGGUACCAAAUGGGGUUGGGGAUCACUGAGCUAGAGGACUAGGGGUCAGAAUGAAAUACUGUAUUUUCUGGACUACAAACCACAGUCUUUUUCAUAGUUUGGCUGGUAUAUAUCAAUGAUCAAUAUAUAUACAGGGUCAGGCAAAAUGAUCUGACACAUUUGUAGGUUAAAUAAAAGGCAAAUAAAGUAAAGAAACAA